Eruca vesicaria subsp. sativa (arugula) is the source of this 1339-nucleotide messenger RNA. The record is from the annotation of a GenBank genome assembly. Lineage: Eukaryota; Viridiplantae; Streptophyta; Magnoliopsida; Brassicales; Brassicaceae.
AUGAACGUCUUAAACCAAGAGAUACACCCCAAAUCCUGGCCCGAGCUCCCUCUUGAUCUCUUGAUUUCUGUUUUCAAACGCCUCAGCUUUGCUAAUUUCCAACGGGCGAAAUCGGUAUGUUCGUCUUGGCAUUCUGCUUCCAAACAAUGUAUACCCAAAAACCAGAUCCAUUGGCUGGUUCUCUUCCCAGAAGAAAAUAACAACAACGAUAACUAUUCGUGCACGUUGUUCAAUCUCGAGGAAAAAGAUAAACUUUACAGAACAAAAGAUCUUUCUCUGGAAUUUGCAAAGAGUUCUUGUAUAGAGACCUACAGAAGCUGGCUCUUGAUGCGCAAUCGUAUGCAUAAUCUCUACAUUGUGAAUCUCUUUACCCAUGAGAGGAACGAUCUACCUACCGUGGAGGCACAGCAUGGAGUGACAAAGAUGGAGCGAACCUUAGAUGAUGAUGUGUUUCGCAUUACGAGUCACAACGGAAAGGAGUACAAAGGUAUUCGUCUACGAUCUCCCGUGCUUUGGAUUGAUGAGAAAACCAGAGAAUAUGUUGUGUUAUGGGAACUGCACGCAUUGUGCGUAGUUUAUUCGAGAAAAGGAGAUACCUCUUGGAAUCAACUUCCUGAUACCUCAAGAUGCUGUGACAUGGUUUACAGCGACUCCAAGCUUUACUUCUUAAGCUUAUCUGGUCAGUUCAGAAUCUUUGAUUUCUCUGGAGAAUUUCCAAAACAAACCUUUCAGUGUGGGGUUAUUGUGGAAAUAUUUCGGUUAGGUCUCCAACUUCGUCAACCAAGUAAUUCCUGGAGCAUUGUUGCUACCAAACUUGUAGUCACUGUAACAGGAGAAGUCCUCAAGGUUGAAAAAUGGUGGAAAUCGAGGUCUAAAACCUGGUCCUUCCGGAUUUUCAAGGUCUGUUCAUCAGGAUUCCUGAAGAAACGUGAUCGGAUUAAUUCUUUGGGCGACGAGUCAAUACUUUUGGAUCAAGGCAUCACAGUUCUCGCGAAUGACACUGAUGGGUUCAUUAAAAAUUCGGUCUAUUUCAGUGUUAGUGUUGCAAAGGACGUACAUGACAUCUUUCUUUUUAAUCUCGAGACACAGAAAACAGAGCCGCUGCACAGAUUUGAUUGUUCUUCAGUUCAGUUCUCUAGAGCUCGAUGGUUCUUACCAAGUUUUUAAGCAAACAUGAUUGAUAUUAACUAUUGCAUGUUCUACUCUUCAGUAAUAUGUUUUGAUCAAUCUUUUGUUAACUUUGUUUAGUGAUGAUCUCAACUAUAUUUCUUACCAACGAAUCUCCCAAAAUAUUUCAGGCUACAACUCUAUUUGGUUCUGCAAAGUUGUUAUCACAAGA